AGAAGAACACAGCUGAUGUCUGGACUCUUGUUGUUGAGUUUGUUGUUUUUAACAACAGGAGUUGGUGGAUUCAAACUGGAUCAAGACCCUGAUUCUCAGAGUCACUGGGAAAUCACUGAACAGGCCAUUUUAGAGGUGACCGCCCGGGCCUGCCGCGCUCUGGCCCGGGAGGAGGGCAGGGAGUUCACAUCCCCGGCCACACUGACAGCACAGUCUCUCCUUGAAGCAUGUGCAGCCACAAGUUCAGCCAGGAAUUUUGCCAUGAAUAAAUUUGAGAUCAAAGCUUUUAAUUCUUUAGUCAAUGUUGAUUAUGACCGAUCCUCAAGGCACCAUUUUGACGAUGAAAGUUUUGACGAAGGAAAGGAGCUGAUCACAGACGGACUGUACAUAGUAAAAGCCAACAUCAAGAGAGGAAACUAUGCUGCAGCGAGAUAUAAACUUGGAGAAAUCUUACACACUUUACAGGAUUUCUACAGUCACAGCAACUGGAUAGAACUGGGCAACGAUCUGCCAAACAAAAAUCUGAUCAGGAAAGAUGCGGCGCUGGAGACUGCAGCAGCCAAAAACAAACCAACCUGCCGUAACUGCACUGAAAACUGCACCAACAACAUUUUGGAAGAUAUUCUCCAGGAAAACCUUCUGACUUCUGGCUACUUCUCCCCGUUUCCCUUUAAUAACAAGCCAAUAGGGAAAUGUAGCCACGGAGACAGGAGGGACAAUACAAGGCACAGCGACGCCACAGGUGGAAUAAACAAAGACGGUGUGAAAUCCUCCCACGGACAUCUGCACCUGAAAGCAGCACAAGUAGCAACAGCCGCCACCUCCGAGCUGCUGGACGACGUGCUCGCCACGGUCGGGCACAAAGACUUUUUACGUACGAUGGGGCUCAGCCCAGGCAAAGCUUUAUGUUUUGUGAUUGACACAACGGGGAGUAUGGGAUAUGUCAUUGAAGUGGUCAAGUAUGUGACGUCGACGAUAAUAAACAACCUCGUGGGAACCGAAAACGAGCCUUCGGAUUAUUUCCUCGUCCCAUUUAACGACCCAGAAUUUGGACCAGUCACACAGACGACAGACAUAUCGGAGUUUAAAAAUGCGAUUAAUAAACUGUCUGCAUCUGGAGGUGGAGAUGAGCCUGAAAUGUCUCUCUCAGGAUUAAAGCUCGCGCUCGCCGCGCUUCCUUCUGGAUCGGAGGUUUACGUUUUCACCGACGCAACGGCGAAAGACAAGACGGAGAAAAACUCAAUCCUCACACUGAUCGAAAGAAAACAGUGUGUGGUGAGAACUCAUCAGGAGACAUUAGACGGACCACUGGCCACAUCAACACAGGCGGGAAACCUUCUGGAGUUAAAGCUGAGCACUGAAGAGGGGCUGUGGGAAAUAAGGAUCACCUCCUCAGCCCCUUACACCUUAAACAUCAUGGCUCAAAGUUCAGAUGGCUUCUUCUUCAGAUUCAUGAAGCCAUCACAAGUACGCUCCGAUGGUUUUGUCGUCAACACCAAUAAGCCUGCAGCAAUGCUCCCUGGUACUUUGAUGGUGGUGCUCUUUGGGAGCGACACAACAAAGCUGACAGACGUGUAUCUCGUCAAGUCGUCUGGGUCUGGACGGUUGAAAGGCAACAUUACCGGACAGGAAAAUAACGAAUACUUAGUUGAUUUUGACGAAAUCCCAUCUGAGGAGUUUACUGUUCUGGUGGAGCUGCAGAGAGACUCCAGCUCGAGACCGACCAGAUCCACACCGGAGAUUUACCAACGGCAAUCAAACGUCAACACCAAAGGCUCAUUUGUCAGCAUUACCGCCAGUAUACUGGAGACCGUGAGUAAACCAGACAUAACUCAAGACGUAAAUAUCACCAUUUCAAACUAUCGAACAGAAGGGGAAAACGAAGACGAAUUCACCAUCAGAGCAACAAAUACCAGAAACUUCGAGACCAUUUCCCCGGCUACCGUCAAGGUGUUAAAAAAUAGCAGCGCCAGUUUCAUGGUUCAAACAAUAAUAUUUCCCAACAGCACAGAGUUUGCUACUGAGGUUACGCUCACUGUGAUGGCUGAAGCUCCCGGUGCCGUGGGCUACAACUACGCGGUGACGACUUUUACCGCCAACAAAAAUGUGACGGACAUUCAGGCUCCUGAGUUCGAGCUGCUGUCUCCUCGACCGCAUUGCCCCGACGUCAACAGUUCCGUCUGCCAGUACUCAGUUCGAGUGACCGACAACACACGUAUCGAGACUAUUUAUGAACGAGGAGGCAGUAGGACAUGGGAAACCUCUGGAAACGAAACUGUGGUGUCCUAUAACGACUCCUGCUGCAGUCCUACGGUUGAAAUAGUGGCGGUGGAUGGUGUGGGCAAUGUUGGGAGGUUUACGUACAAUGCUUCAACGAGUACCGCGACCACAACGGCUUCUCCUACCCUAUCAACGACUACGUAUCUCUUUGCCUUACAGAUUCGUCAGGAUCUUUCCAACGGAGGCCUGACGUGUAACGACAACAGCGCCGCCCUGCUGGUCUCGCACAUACUGCAGUCAGAAAUCGGCGACUACAACGAGGAAAUGGACUCUCAGCACUUAGACAUGAAACAGUACGUCCCCAAUCAGGAAUAUCUGGACCACAAGAUCAUCAAACUGCACAAGAAGCACAGAGGAGCGACUCCGUCAGAGUCGGACUCUCAGCUGCUGGAAGUGGCUCGUAAACUGGACAUGUACGGGAUCAGACCCCACGCCGCCCACGACGGGGAGGGCAUGAGGAUUAACCUGGCCGUCACUCACUCCGGGGUCCUCGUCUUUCAGGGAAACACCAAAAUCAAUUCUUUCAACUGGGCCAAGAUUCGUAAACUGAGCUUCAAACGGAAACACUUCCUCAUCAAACUGCACGAUAAAGUCGGGGCUCUGGGCAGAGACACUCUGGAGUUUUCUAUGUCGAGUCGAGACGUGUGUAAAUCCUUCUGGAAGAUCUGUGUGGAAUAUCACGCCUUCUUCAGACUCCCAGAAGAACCACAGACCAUCACCAAAACACUGCUGUCCUGCAAGGGCUCCCGCUUCACAUACAGCGGUCGGACGCAGAAGCAGCUGCUCGAGUGUUUGGGAUCAAGUUCAGGAGACAAGAAAAUCUCAACAUUUGACAGGACGUAUUAUCAGUCUGAUUAUGAUGAGAGGCAGUGCAGAUCCUCUCCAGACCUGCUCACAGACGUCUCCAAACAGAUUUUCGAUCACUCGUUCCUGUUCCCGCCGCCUUCUCGAGUUUUGACCGUCCAGAGCGACGACGAACUCGACCCCCAGCGCCGCCGCCACUUCAGCGACUACGACCCGACCUUCGACCCCGACGGCGUGUCCAAGCGCUGCCACUCGUCGUCCGAAGUCGCCGCCGCCCGCCCGUUCCGCCCGUUCACCCAGGUCACGCCGCUCUCGCCGUCGCCGUACCGCGCCGCCUCCCCGAAACUCCGCGCCGCCUCCACCUCGGGCGCCGACGACCCCCGGCAGUUCGCGCGGGUCGGCCAACUCCGGCAAGCUCAAAGACUGGCCGGGGUCUACGCCAACCGCUCGAAACGCCGACCCAACCCGCAACCGCCGCCCGACGCUCCGCAGGGAUUGGUCCUUUUGUACCCCAACAACCCCGCCUACCAGUACCACCCGGUUCUGCCGUCGUUCCCGAUGGCGACGCCGUUACAAAAACACCCGUAUUUGUCCGAUUACGUUUCGUCUUUGGAACGUUUCACGCAACCUCAACGAAGGGAUUUCACCGCCGUAGACGGACGCCAAACGUAUUUCGAUUCGCCGACGCCGAGGAGGAACUUGCGCCCGUACGGAUCCGGCGGGUUGGGGUUGCCGCGCGUUUACCCGCCGGGAAGCAACGGGGGGAGGUUACUGGGCGUCGGGCAAGUCGAGGCGGGGCAUUACAGCGACGACUGCAGCUUCCUUCCCGGUUUGCCGCGUCGCGUCGCCAGCCAGCCGGACGUCAAGUUUACGUUUCCGAGAAGCGCGAACCCGGCGUCGGAGUUUCGCCCGUUGGGAUACUACCCGCACCUGACCCGGCCGACCAGACCCACGUACCUGCCGCUGAACUCGUCGCCGUUGCCGGAGCGGCCGGUGUCCAUGUGCGUGUUCGGCGGCGCGUCCGGGAGCUACAGCGACACGGAGCCGGAAGUGUUUUAUCCGUAUUACUUAGCCCCGCCUCCUCUGGGGAACGUGGGGAGGGCGACGGCGGCGGCGGCGGCGGGUCUGGCGCGGAUGAGGUUUUCGUCGGGAAGUUUGCAGCUCGACGAGGAAGAAGAGGAGGACGAGGAAGAGGAAAUGAAAGAAUCGAAGGGUAAAAAAGAGAUGAAGAUUGAAGUCGAGCGAAGAGAAGACGAAAAAGGAGCCGCGAAAAUCACCAAGAUCACUCUGUAG
Boleophthalmus pectinirostris (great blue-spotted mudskipper) is the source of this 4377-nucleotide messenger RNA. RefSeq lists its product as uncharacterized. The coding region runs from base 16 to 4377 and encodes 1453 amino acids. Gene Ontology annotation, cellular component: cytoskeleton. Lineage: Eukaryota; Metazoa; Chordata; Actinopteri; Gobiiformes; Gobiidae. The transcript is spliced from 21 exons. Gene Ontology annotation, molecular function: guanyl-nucleotide exchange factor activity. The record is from RefSeq and is a predicted model, not a curated record.